Molecule: messenger RNA, 5344 nt
Organism: Mytilus trossulus (common blue mussel)
Lineage: Eukaryota; Metazoa; Mollusca; Bivalvia; Mytilida; Mytilidae
Exons: 13
Coding region: 220-2307 (695 amino acids)
Source: RefSeq, a predicted model, not a curated record
ACACACACCUAUAGUUUUGAUGGAUAUAAGUUUAACAGUCACUUGUCUUUUCUUGUUUAACAUGUUAAAGUGACACCUAUAGAGAGAAGGAUUUGUAUUGUUUACCUAGUAACAUAUUUGUAAUCUUCGUGAUGAAAUAUGGUUAUAUGCAUCAUAAAAAUUAGUCAUUUUCAAACUUGGGAAGUUCUUAUUCUAUCCUAGCGAGCGAAGAUUUAAAUCAUGGCGAGACUGGACGUACCUUUAGUUUUUUGUGGCUAUACAUUUUAUACAGUGUUGCUUUUACUCCAUCUCACUUCAUUGACAGUAUCUCAGUCUACCACAGACAGCAGUACCAACACUGCCAUUGCGCCAACUACUGUGAACAAUAAUUUGUCUGUCACUGACACUGAAGCAACAGAACUAUUUUCAUCAAAUUAUCCAUCAUCUUCUAUUUCAUCUAACAACUCAGAUGAAUCGAUUUCGCCAUCUUCAUCAUCCAUGUUCAUCGAUUCAACAUCAAAUUCAAGUAUCGCUAUAUCGGUAAAUUCAAGUAUCGCUAUAUCGGUUAAUUCAAGUAUCGAUAUGUCGCCAUACAAAUCCUCUUCUAGUCCGGUGAAUAUGAUGUCCUCCUCAAACUUAAGCAAUCUACUUGAGACAUCGGAAAAUCCUAUGACAGAAAGUAUGCCUAACAUGCAAUCAUCGAGUGACACUGUUACAGUAACAAGCACAAGUGUUUACAAUUCGAAUUCAAAUAAUCAAAAUAGUUUAAGUCAAACUACUUCAGGUUUUCAACCUGAAAUAACACAGACAACAGACAUUUUAGAAACAAAUAGCCCGAUGAUAACUACGGGACUUAAUACAAUGACAAGUAUAGAUCCAUCACCAUCGUCAAUAGAAACUAUCGAAUCGUCUGAACCAAUCGAUUUAGAAUCGUCAGUAUCGGAAUACCUCACAUCAUCCGACAUUGAAGCAACAUCGUCAAUAUUAGCCACAGAAAAUCCUUCUUUGACAUCAGUCGGUACUGAAAUGACAUCAACACCCAUUGUAGAUGCGUCAUCGUCAGUAUCAACUGAUUCAUUGAAAUCGGACAUGCCAAGCAGCUCGGAAACACCAAUAUCGUCAGAAAUUCAAAGUGCUUCCAGUAGUGUUUCCUCUCUUGGUAUCGUACCAUCGUCGACCGUAAUCGCAGCUGCCAGUAGUUCUAAUAUUCAAGUAUCGAGUUCAGUUUUACCGAUGACAACGACGACGUCAACAACAACACCUACACCGUCGACCACAACUAUACCUCCUUCAUCAACGUUAGCAGACGACAUUCAAUCAUCAAUAGAUGGAAAUAGUUUAUUUGAAGUUAAUGCAGCAUUAGAUAUCAUAUGUGGCAACAUGACCAGCGAUGAGGAACUAAGAGGAUUUAUACAAGGGGUAUUGAAAACCGUGGAGGCAGUUAAAAAAGUUGUUGUUGUAAAGAAUGGGUGUCCAAACAAAACGAGGAGAAAACGUGCAGCCAGUGCAUUAACAUCAGAAGUUAAAAUGUCUGUCGAUGCCAAUACGGCGGCAGAAAAUCCAAAAGCAGUCGCAAAUCAGAUUACGGAGGCAUUUAAAAACAAUACCAAAUUUAAUUUAACUGACGCCGACAACUUUAGAGCCUCGGCUCAAAAAACGUUUAAUGAUUCAUGUAAAGCUGGUGUGUGUAAUAAUCUUUAUGGAUAUAUGUGUACUAGAAUAAAUUCAACACAUGGUACGUGCACGAGUAGAUGUAAAGGUGAAACUUGUUCUGACCAUGGAACCUGCAGUACCAUAGUAACAGAUAGUAACGUUUUUGGACAUCAUUGUUCGUGCCACAGUGAAGAAUAUUAUAAAUAUGAAGGAGACAACUGCGAAGACAAAAGAAUGAAAUGGGAAUUAGCUGUUGCCAUAGCAGCCGGAUCAGGGGGAGCAGUUAUUUUAAUCUUAGUUUUUGUUCUAAUAAUAUGCUGUUGCUGUAAAAAUAAAGGAGACAAGUAUGGAUAUGAUAGAAGACACAGUUAUGAACCAAUGUCAGAUGUUAUAGGAAGAUCUGGACCUGCGUAUUAUAGAAAUGACACUAAAAAUCAACAACCGGUGAGUGGGUUUACAAAUUUAGGUUAUGAUGAUGAUAAAUAUAGUGACUAUAGUGAUCCAAGUCAAACAAGGCCCCCAAACGGACAAUCAUGGAAUCCAGAGGAUAGCAAAGACACAUAUGCAAAAAUAACUGAACAGUUAGACCAAGAAAAACGUUUUGAGAUAAAAAGACCACAGGUAUCUGGAAGUAUACGACAGAAUUCAAGCGCGGAGGCAACAACAGGAUUUUAAAAUACAACAGCAGCCAUACCAUGGAGAGAACAAUAUUCUUAAUUAUAGUAUUGGUUAUUAGAUGUGUUUAAACUAUUUGCUCUUCCGUCAUAAUGAUCAUACUUUGUAGUUUGAUAGAUUGAAGUGCCCCACCUACGAUAGUAGAGGGGCAUUAUGUUUUCUAAUCUGUGCGUCCGUUUGUCCGUUCGUCCUUUUAUCCGUCUGUCCCACUUCAGGUUAAAGUUUUUGGUCAAGGUAGUUUUUGAUGAAGUUGAAAUCCAAUCAACUUGAAACUCAAUACACAUGUUCUCUAUGAUAUUAUAUUUCUAAUUUUAAUGCCAAAAUUAGAGUUUUUACCCUAAUUUGACGGUCCACUGAACAUAGAAAAUGGCACUGCGAGUGGGGCAUCCGUGUACUGUGGACACAUACUUGUUUUUAUAUAUUCAAAAUGCAAUAACGAGACAAACGUUUGUUAUAUAUCUCUAAAUGAUCUGAUAUUAUAUAUGCUUAAUUUGUCCAUUCAUGUUGUUAAAAUUUUCAUCGUUUGUUUAGUUGGUCUUGUUUUUGAUAUUGUUUGUUUUAUUUUUACAUCCUUAUAUAUGUGUCUAAUAGCAGUUUACAAACACAAUGGCAAUAGACAUCUUUAGAGCUCGAUGCAUUUCUGUCAACAAUUCUAGUUUUAAUGAACAUCAUUCGUCCAUUGAGGGGCAUCGUCACUACCGUUUCCAUGUUGAGCUUUUGGCUGGAAAACAAUGAUGCUAUAUUACACAAAUUAAUCGACGAAUUAAAUUCUCAUAAUUGACAAUUAGCCCUGCUGAAAUAAGGAAAUUGUGAUAAAGUACCUACCGAACCAACAUUGUUUCUAGUUUAUCCUGCACAAUGACGAUCACUAAGAUGCUUGAUGAACGUUUAUAGUAUAGGGAUACAGGCGCUCCCCUCUAUCUGGUAAAUGACGUCAUAAAGGCGCGCAUAGUUGACGAGGGUUUUUUUUUUCUGGUAAAAAACAAACUCGAAAGUGGUCUAUUGUAGGAACACAUAUUCUUAAAAGGCUUUGGGAUAUAUUUUGGAUACUGAUGAUUUUUUAUGGAUGAAGAACUCUUGCAACCUAAUUUAAAUAUCGAAAAAAGUAUACAUUAAACAUUUAAGUGUCAAGAUAUACAGCCAAUUAAACAAUUCUGAAGUAGGACUUGACAUGUAUAAUAUAAACAAUAGAACUUAUCAUGGUUGAAGAAAACUUAAAGUCAUCGAAUCCAUUGUGGGUAUUUGGAAACAUAUCAACAGUUAAAGAUACUGGAAGGUUAUGAAAACACAACUUUAAGCUUAAGGCUACUCUGCACCUAAUCGGAUUCCUUUGUGUAGUCAAUAUUCAUGUCUACCUGGAUAGUAUAGAGCUAAGCUAAUGACUGUCAUUGAAUCUUUACAUACUGUUGAGAGUUCAUUCAUCAUCACUAUAUAUGAUAUUUCAAUAUUGAAACUAUAUUCACUCAUGGAAAUCUCUUAUUUUCAUUUUUAUCAUUUGUCUGUUGUGUUAUAAUAAUUUGUUUUGCUUUGUAUAUUGUUAUAUUUAUUAUUGCGAACAAAGUCCUUCUAAUCAUAUUCCCCCAAGUGUAAUUUAUUUUUGAUUAUCAUAUUCGGAUGGACUUUGAAUACUUCUUUAUAUUUUUAGAUGUAAACUUAUCUUGUAUUACAUACCAUUUGCACAUAUCAAACAUUUGAUAACGGAAUAAAUGUCUGGCUCACUGUAAUCUUGAUAUUUAUGAUGAGUUACGUAAUUUAUCAUUAUGAGUUUUUCUAUUGUUGUAUACCCUUGUAAAGAAAUUUUUCUUCUAUUUUAAAUAAAGAUUUAUAGAAUGUGGAAUGGGGAAAAGGAACUCGUCGGGAUCAACUUAUUCAUUUACUGUUUGAUUUUUGUAGCUUACCUUUUAACUAGAAGAUGGACAAAUUGUUUCUUCAAAUCAAGCUAACAAAAAAACCGUUGUUAUAAUAAUUAAACCAACAGAGUUAUAAAAUAUAGAAAAAUGAUCCUUGAAUUGUCUUAACAUGCUUAAUGAAAUCCUUUGAUAUUCUUAUAACAACAAGCCCCCCCCCCCCUGGCAAAUGUUAUUAUGCCAUGUACGAAAGUACAUGUAUAUCAAGAAAGGCACUUCUGACGCAAGUAAUGUUAAAGUUUUAAUUUCAUUUAAACCUCAAAUCAUGUUUUAUCCAAUGUUUUAUUUUAAGUGGUACACACUGCACUCACAACACUGUGAGUAUGUCACAAGUAGUACUUUCUCUCGGUCAAUAUCUGCAACGGACAGUAACCAAUCUAGUACCAAACAAUUUUGUGUUGACAUGAAAUGUCAUUGACAUGUUCAUUUUCUAAAAAUAAGCUGUUAAUAAAAGGGUGAUUUAUUCGAAACACUAAUGUUUUUCAACCCUCAGGCAUAGAAACCCUUAACUAAAAUUUGCAAUUUUUUUCGGAAAAUCUGGGGUAUUAAUGCUUUUCAGCUUUGUAUAAAACUGACUUGCGAAGUAUUUUAAUCCGAGUGUCACUAAAGAGACGAAACGUGCUUCUGUCGUUUCAAAUUGUAAACCUUGUAAAUUUGAUUACAUUUUCUAUGAACUAUUUAGUAGAACCCUGUAGUUGUUAAAUAUGUAAACUUUUAUUUCAUUGACAUCACUUUCAUUUUAUAUUCAUGUUUUUACGAAAACGUUCAACUUUAUUUCAAUAGGUUUUAAAAUAAAUGCUGAAUUAAAACAUCUUGACAUUACUGAUAUCAAGGUGUUGUUGCUCAUGAAGAUCUACGCAUUUACUUUCCUUUUCUAUAGAUUUAUAUUUAUACAUAUAGCAUUCACAGAGAUACGCUGAAUCUAAUUCAUGUUCAUGUAGUUAUAUUUCUGUUACAUCAAUGUGCAUAUUUAUUCCGCAGAAUCCCUUUUUUUUCGUGUGUCCAUCAUGAAGCUAGUUACCAAAGUCAUGUGUAUGAAAAAUUGUGCAUUUGUUGUUGAUUUAUCUAAUGCAUUGAUUUAUGUUUUAAAUUAAAAAAAGUAUUUUAAAUGAAAAAAUCAAGAAUUUUAC